AUAGGAAACCACAAAAUAUUCGUGGACUAGAUCUAAAUCAGGAGCCCAGAUGAACUUACCGAAGCUAGCAUGGGAUUCUUAGUUUUUCAAGAUCCAAACACACCAAACCCUUAAUCACCACAACUCCAGUGACCAGGCUUUCUCCGUGUUUGUGAGGAUUUAGCGAAACUCAGGUGAUGGAAAAGCAAAGGACUUAAUUACUCAUCUCGAUAUCAUCUAACAUCAAUGGGAAAGUGAACCAGAUGGUGGUACAGCCAUGGAAAGAAAUUCAACUGUAUGGAAGGACCUAAUAGAUGAACACCCAGUCUGCACACACUGGAAGCAAGAGGCCGAGGGAGCCAUUUAUCAUCUUGCCAGUAUUUUUUUGGUAGUCGGUCUUAUGGGUGGCAGUGGGUUCUUCGGACUCCUCUAUGUCUUCAGUUUGCUGGGGCUGGGCUUUCUCUGCACUGCGAUCUGGGCUUGGGUAGAUGUCUGUGCCGCCGACAUCUUCUCCUGGCAUUUUGUGCUCUUCAUCAUCUGCUUCGUGCAGUUUGUUCACAUUGCGUAUCAAGUGCGCAGCAUAACCUUUGCCCGAGAAUUCCAGCUGAUGUACAGCUCCAUUUUCCAGCCUCUGGGGACCCCUGUGCCCGUCUUCAGAAUGAUUGCUCUGAGCUCUGAAGUGGUUACUUUGGAAAAGGAGCACUGCUAUGCCAUGCAGGGAAAAACCUCCAUUGACAAGCUCUCUCUGCUUGUUUCAGGAAGGAUCAGAGUGACAGUUGAUGGCGAAUUUCUGCAUUACAUUUUCCCCUUCCAGUUCCUGGAUUCUCCUGAAUGGGACUCACUGAGACCCACCGAGGAAGGCACUUUUCAGGUAACCCUAACAGCAGAAACUGAUUGUCGGUAUGUGUCAUGGAGGAGAAAGAAAUUAUAUUUGCUCUUCGCUCAGUAUCGUUACAUCUCCCGCCUGUUCUCAGUUUUAAUUGGCAGUGACAUUGCAGAUAAACUCUAUGCCUUGAAUGACAGGGUAUAUAUAGGAAGAAGAUACCACUACGAUAUACGGUUACCCAACUUCUAUCAACUUGCAGGUCCUGAAAAGCCCAGAUCACCCCUGAUAAGACAUUUUCGAAAUUCCAGACAACACUGUGAUAAAUGACAUUGAAGUCUGAAGUUUUAUAAUUAUAAAAAAAAGACUCUCUUCAUCAUUCCCCAAAAUAGCAAAAUACAGAAAAUUGAGAUCAUUAAUAUUUUUUAUAAAUCAAACUCAGAGGCAAUAUGCCAUUGCCAGCUGCUUUAUUCAUCUCAACUUCUGCAUUGUGAAUAAAUUUUACCAAUUUUUCUGUA
Messenger RNA from Myotis lucifugus (little brown bat), 1320 nucleotides. RefSeq names its product popeye domain containing 3 (gene POPDC3). The record is from RefSeq and is a predicted model, not a curated record. The transcript has 3 exons. Gene Ontology annotation, cellular component: sarcolemma. NCBI's taxonomy places the organism in Eukaryota, Metazoa, Chordata, Mammalia, Chiroptera, Vespertilionidae. Gene Ontology annotation, molecular function: cAMP binding. The coding region runs from base 257 to 1132 and encodes 291 amino acids.